Carassius gibelio (silver crucian carp) is the source of this 1779-nucleotide messenger RNA. RefSeq names its product SIX homeobox 6a (gene six6a). The transcript is spliced from 3 exons. The record is from RefSeq and is a predicted model, not a curated record. Gene Ontology annotation, biological process: eye development; regulation of transcription by RNA polymerase II. The coding region runs from base 581 to 1318 and encodes 245 amino acids. NCBI's taxonomy places the organism in Eukaryota, Metazoa, Chordata, Actinopteri, Cypriniformes, Cyprinidae. Gene Ontology annotation, cellular component: transcription regulator complex; nucleus. Gene Ontology annotation, molecular function: DNA-binding transcription factor activity, RNA polymerase II-specific; RNA polymerase II cis-regulatory region sequence-specific DNA binding.
UGAAGUGUUAAAAUGUUUGUUUUGUAUAUAAAAUGUAUUUGUAUUUUCUACUCUGUGCAGUCAUUCACCAUAAAAUCGAACACUAUACAUUUUAAACGGAGGAAAUAACAGGGAUCCUCGCCGCUCAGACACGUUUUAAAUGGACAGCACGACCCUACUGAAACAUUUUAAUAGCCUAAAUGGCAAAGACUUCUUGUUUCUUGUUUCUUGUCAGGCCUCAUUCUAGUGUUCCCGUGCGUGGCCGGUUCGAGUGGCCCGCUAUUGUACCACGGCAGCCGGAGGGAGGAAGCGCUACUUUGGGUGGUCUGACAGACCCCCGCGGCUCACAAUAGCGUGGUGCCCAAUUAUGAAGAGGACGUUUUUCUACUUGAAGGUUGUUGAUUUACGGCUCGGAGUUCAACCGCCUCCAAUUACCAUUCUGAGUGAAGCAGACAUGCACAUUCAGAGCGCUUUUCGUAUUAAAUCAUGAAAAGUGGGAGACCAGUUUGUUGUUAAGACUCGCUGAACAAAAAGACGGGCGAGACAGUCGAGGAGCAACACCAGACAGGAGGACCAAAAGAAGAGAGAGAUUGCAGUCUCCAUGUUCCAGCUGCCCAUCUUGAAUUUCAGCCCCCAGCAGGUCGCGGGGGUCUGCGAGACGCUCGAGGAGAGCGGCGACGUGGAGAGACUCGGUCGCUUCCUCUGGUCACUCCCGGUGGCGCCGUCCGCCUGCGAAGUCCUCGGGAAGAACGAGUCUGUCCUGCGCGCGCGGGCGGUCGUGGCCUUCCACGCGGGAAACUUCCGCGAGCUCUACCACAUACUAGAGAACCACAAAUUCACAAAGGACUCACACGCGAAGCUGCAGGCGCUUUGGCUCGAGGCGCACUACCAGGAGGCUGAGAAACUCCGUGGGCGUCCCUUAGGACCCGUGGACAAGUACCGCGUCCGGAAGAAGUUUCCACUGCCUCGGACGAUAUGGGACGGCGAACAGAAAACGCACUGCUUCAAGGAGAGGACGCGGCAUCUUUUGAGAGAGUGGUACCUGCAGGAUCCUUACCCGAACCCGAGCAAAAAAAGAGAGCUGGCGCAGGCGACUGGACUCACACCCACUCAAGUGGGCAACUGGUUUAAAAACCGGCGGCAGAGAGACCGAGCUGCAGCGGCCAAGAACAGGCUACAGCAGCAGGUUCUGUCCGGUGGCUCGGUCCGAUCGCUUGGGGACGAUGACACCACAGUGGACCGCCUGGGUCCCGCCUCGAGCCCAGAAGUCAGUCUCUCGAGCAAGGCCGCCACCUCCGCCAUCUCCAUCACCUCCAGCGACAGCGAAUGUGACAUCUAACGUGACAGGCUUCAAAAGAGCAAACAGGAGAACUGUAAGAGACAAUCUAACAACAACAAAACUUUAGUGCCUGCAACCGGCCCAGACAGAGGCUAAAAUGAAGUAUGGAAAUAAAGCGUCAAAAUAUCAUUUUCCAUUCGUUGAUGUGAUCAACAAAAUGCGAAGUGCUUCUCACGAAGAUAGGUGGGAGUUUUUGAAAAAAAUCUUCUGAGGGCCGAACCUAUUGUUGUAUGUGUGCGUGCUUUAUCAUGAAAAGACUGAAUAAUGUUUUACUGUUCACUUGUCUUUUUAAUAUAUAAACGAUGUUUAUUUACUUAUUUAAAAAUAUCAUCGGCCCCUAGGCCUUUUAUUUGUGUGCUUUUUUUAUUAUCAUGUUUGUUGUGCGUAAUGCUGCGCGUCGUGAAAUUUCUGGAAAAAAUAAUCAUGAUUUAAAAAAAAAAUAAAAUCACUGUUGAAUUAAG